AUGGAUAGCAUCGCCGUCCACUCGCCGUCGCUGCGGGAACUCUCUAUGGAGAGCAGUAACACAUGGACAAGCUGUAUCGAUGUCGAGGCGCCCGUGCUUGAGCAGUUGAACCUGUCUUUCCAUGCCCGUGGCGACCUUAGGGUCUUCGUCUUGGCACCAAUGGUGGAGAAGCUCUCAUGGCGGUGCUCCUAUGCUAAGCCCAUGUACAGGCUUGGUCUCUGGGGCCUCUUGGAGGUCGGCUUACACGCUACAGACACCGGGAAAGGCACAUGCUUGCAGCUCACGGCGUGCAUGUCCUGUCCCUGCACAUGGCUGCCCAAAUUUCUAAAUGCAGAGCACACCUUUGCCGCAGAGAUUGAUAAACAUAUGGUUACCAAAUUCUCUGGUUUGGACCUGCAUCUCAGAACCACAGGGCAUGUUUUUGGAGCAUUUGUGUUGCGUCUCAUUGGGAUGCAUCGGAUUGGUAGGGCUAUUCGGAACCUUAGGAUCGUCCUACUAAGGUCAGAGGUGAAAGAAGCAUGCCCAAUAAAUUGUCUCUGUGAUGAGCCCAAAGACUGGAGGACACAAACUAUCUCCAUGGCUGAUCUUGAAACCGUGGAAAUUGAAGGUGUCGACGGGGAGGAUCAUGAGUUUGAUUUUCUGAAAGUGAUCUUUACAUGUGCUCCAAUGCUUAAAAGAGUGACUCUAAGAUUGGCAGAUGGUGUUACCCCAAGUGUCGAUUGGAUGUUUGAGCCGGAUAAAUAUCCCGGCCUUGAUGAUUAUUACGAGGAGAAGCAUCGUGCUGUGCUUGUGGAAAGAGGGGAGGUUCCUCCAGUACUUCGGUUGAGAGGCCACAACCCACGUGAGUCACUGAGGUAUGACCGUCGCUACGAGCCUUAUUUUAGAAGAAUGGAUCUUCUCCAGUUUGUGCUCAACUUUAAAGGCACACCACCAUGGCUGAACUCGACGGCCAUUACCGCCCUUACGGACCAUUGGAGGCCGGAGACGCACUCUUUUCACCUUGCUCUUGGUGAGAUGACCGUCACUUUGGAGGAUAUUGCGAUGAUCUCCGGUCUUUUGAUCGAGGGGAGGGCUCUUACCGGGAAGGUGAAGUCCGAGGGGUGGCGACAAAGGGUUGCAGGUUUGGUUGGUGUUGAACCUCCCGAGUGGAUUCAUGAAACAAAGAAGGAUCCUAGGCCAUCUGGUGUUUUGUUCUCGUGGCUACAAGAACAUUUUUACGAGUGCCCAGAGAAUGCCAGUCCGGCUGUUGUGGAGAGGUACGCAAGGGCUUACUUAUGGAAUCUUAUGACCCAAGUGGUGUUUCCUGACGGCACGGGAGACACAGCCUCCUGGAUGUUCUUGGACCCUCUUCGUAACUGGGAUGUUAAGUGGAGUUGGGGGUCGGCGGCACUAGCCUUCUUGUACCGUCAGUUGGACGGAGCAUGUAUGAGGAGUAAGCCGAAAUCUUGUCUUGGUGGUUUUGUUUGGGCCCUACAGAUUUGGAUGUGGGAGCGUAUCCCUGUGGGCCAUAACUUGACCAUUGCUCCGGAAGAACCUUGGGAGUGGCCUUUUGACGGGGAUGAGGAGCGGUAUCCCACUAUCGCAUACACGUGGGCUAAUGUCCAAGUGUCUAGUAUCGCAGCCAUGGGGCGGUACAAGGCAUACAUAAGCGAGCUUGACAUGCUUACUUACAACCAGGUAAUUAUCAAAUGCCUUGCUAUCAAUUCAGUUUUUUUGUUGUUGUGCAUGGGCUAG
This is a messenger RNA of Triticum aestivum (bread wheat), 1734 nucleotides long. RefSeq lists its product as uncharacterized. NCBI's taxonomy places the organism in Eukaryota, Viridiplantae, Streptophyta, Magnoliopsida, Poales, Poaceae. The transcript has 6 exons. Gene Ontology annotation, biological process: meristem maintenance; meristem development. The record is from RefSeq and is a predicted model, not a curated record. Bases 1 to 1734 code for a protein of 577 amino acids.